Molecule: messenger RNA, 1767 nt
Organism: Arachis duranensis
Lineage: Eukaryota; Viridiplantae; Streptophyta; Magnoliopsida; Fabales; Fabaceae
Exons: 1
Coding region: 1-1767 (588 amino acids)
Source: RefSeq, a predicted model, not a curated record
AUGACUGACAAGAAAAAUCCACAACUCACACAAGCUGAGCUCAUGGCCCAAUUCGCUGAACUUCAAGUAGAAGUGCGAAGGAUAGCCGAGCUAUCCGCGCAGAACAACAGAAAGCAUGAGGGAGAAAGCUCCAAAAGCUCGGCCCAAGGCAACACAGACCCCUUAAACAUCACUCCACCAAAGGAGAAGCUUACGCUCAACAAUCCCUUUUCCGAGGAGAUCACAAAGUACCAGAUGCCAAAAAACUUUGCACAACCUUCCGCGCUUGAACCAUACAAGGGGUUCGGUGAUCCCCGAGCUCACAUGAAGAAGUUUCAAUCCAUGAUGUUCUUCAACGGUGCUAACAAUGAGCCUGUCCUCUGCCGAGCCUUCCCUACUUACCUCGAUGGUGCUACAUUACUCUGGUUUUCUAAGUUGUCUGCAGGUUCAAUUUCUUCCUUUGAGGACCUAGCAAGGUCAUUCAUUGAUUAUUUUGCUCCGUCAAGAAUAUACGUGCAUGGAUCAGAUUACCUCGGCACUAUCAAGCAAGGCCAGCACAAAAGUCUGAAGGACUACAUGACCCAAUUUGCGGAAGCAACAAUGGAGAUUCAAGACUUAGAUCCCGCGGUCCACCUGCACGCCCUCAAGGCCGGCCUCAGACCUGGCAAAUUUCGAGAAACAAUUGCAAUUACAAAACCAAAAACACUGGAAGAAUUCCGCGAAAGGGAUGCAGGACAGAUGGAAAUCAAGGAGCUUCGUGAAGCUCAGAAAACAAACAAACAGCUACACAGAAGGGAUGAAGACAAAACAUUCCGAUCAAACAAUAAAGAGCCAAAGAAGCCCUUCAAGCUCACACUAAAAUUCAACACUUACACCAGGUUCAACACCAAGAGAGAGAACAUGAUCAAGGAAAUUUUGAAUGCCAAAAUUGUGAAGCCACCAGCCCGAGCAGGGAACUACCAAGACCAAAGGUUCAUAAAUAGAAGCAAGCAUUGCGCCUUCCACCAGAAGUUCGGCUACACUAUGGACGAUUGCAUCGUUGCAAAGGACCUGCUCGAAAGACUAGCACGCCAAGGGGAUGAGCACAAACAAGCAGGGCCAGAUAAGAACAAAAAGGAGCAGACAACUUCUGAUCCACCAAGAGGAAUCAUCAGCCACAUAUCAGGAGGAUAUGCAGGCGGAGGGGAAACAAACUCGGCUAGAAAACGAAGCUAUAGGGCAAUGCUGGCAAUCGAAGGAACAUUGAAGCCAAAGAAGGAGAAGCACCCAGAUGUCACGAUAUCCUUCAACCAAGUAGAUUUCAGAUCAGCAAGCCCUAACCUUGACGACCCAGUAGUGAUCUCCAUCCAAGUCGGAGAGCUGUUGGUAAGGAAAACACUGCUGGACCUUGGUAGUAGCGAUGAUGUUUUGUUCUAUUCUACCUUUAAAAAGACGAAGUUAUCAGAAAAACUAAUACAGCCCUUCUCGGGAGAGCUAAUUGGGUUCUUCGGAGAAAGGGUCCCCAUCAUGGGACAUAUAUGGCUAACGACCACAAUGGGAGAGAUCCCUAUGUCGAAAUCCAUUGAUAUUCAGUACCUAAUAGUAGAUUGUUAUAGCCCUUAUAAUAUUAUAAUCAGGAGACCCGCCUUGAAUAUAUUCAAAGCGGUAGUGUCCACGUUACACUUGUGUAUUAAGUUUCCAGUGCAGGAAAACAGAGUAGCAACAGUGUACGCCGAUCACCAAGAAGCUCGACAGUGCUACAAUGCUAGUCUAAAGCAAAUCCAAACGAAGCAGGGAGCUCGGCCAUAA